Molecule: messenger RNA, 1153 nt
Organism: Pundamilia nyererei
Lineage: Eukaryota; Metazoa; Chordata; Actinopteri; Cichliformes; Cichlidae
Product: beta-1,4 N-acetylgalactosaminyltransferase 2-like
Exons: 4
Biological process (GO): UDP-N-acetylgalactosamine metabolic process; UDP-N-acetylglucosamine metabolic process
Molecular function (GO): acetylgalactosaminyltransferase activity
Source: RefSeq, a predicted model, not a curated record
AUAUCAGCUCUCAAGUCACCAUCAUCACAAAGACCUUUCUGCGUUACAAACAACUGAGGGUGUUGUUGGACAGCAUCCGGAAAUUCUAUAGUGACAUUAAAGUGAUUAUUGCAGAUGACAGUUUACAACCAGAAAGCGUUACUGGAGAAAACAUCCAGCAUUACAUCAUGCCUCCAGCACAGGGCUGGUUUGCAGGCAGAAAUCUAGCUGUUUCCCAGGUAACAACCAAGUACUUUCUGUGGGUGGAUGAUGACUUUUUGUUUUCAGAGAAGACAAAGAUAGAGAAGCUUGUGGAGGUGAUGGAGGCGGUCCCUGAACUAGAUGUGGUUGGUGGGUCAGUACAAGGGAACCGCUUUUACUUUUCUAUUCUAUAUGAGGAAGGAGAUGAAAAUGAAGGUGGCUGCCUAUACAGGAAGUCUGGUGGAAAAUUCCACCGUCUUCCUGGUUACCCACAAUGCCAUUUGGCCAGUGGAGUGGUCAACUUCUUCCUGGCUCGUACAGAUGCCAUGCAGAGGGUGAGAUUUGACCCCAAGCUCCAGCGAGUAGCGCAUUCAGAGUUCUUCAUGGAUGGCCUGGGCUCUUUGAUGGUUGCCUCAUGUGGUGAUGUGAUAAUUGACCAUCAACCCAAAACACAGGAAAACCGUAAUCCUACCUACAACAAAUUCAGACACCCUGAAAGAAGUGAAGGCAAAUUCAAACUGCAGCUUCACUUUUUCAAAAACCACCUUAAGUGCAUUAGAUAUGGAUAGAAGACCAUAAACGCACAUAAGGGUCACUUAUUGUCAUUACAUAUUGCACUUAAUCUGAACAUUUUCGUCUCUUUCAUUUUACUUGUUUAGCCAUUACUCCAGGAAUGGCAGAGCUUGGGAUUCAUGUGAAUAAAGCUAUUUUUUCUUUCUGUUGGGUUUUAUUGUUCCUGAUUUUAUUUCUUUAUGAUUCUAUAGGCAGUUUGAUUUCUUAUGCUAUUGUUGAUAGGGUUAGUGUCAUAAGGUCAUGUUUUUAUUGUUAAUCUAAUAUAUCUAGUAAUAACACAAUAGUUUGAGUUCCUCUUAUUGCCUUGUUUUUAUGGAGUGCUGGAUGCUGUUCUAGUUUAGAAUACUUGAUUUUUCAUUCAGUUUCAGGUCCUACUUUGAAUAUGUUUAUGUUUAGUUUC